Molecule: messenger RNA, 2383 nt
Organism: Stegastes partitus (bicolor damselfish)
Lineage: Eukaryota; Metazoa; Chordata; Actinopteri; Pomacentridae
Product: integral membrane protein 2A
Exons: 6
Coding region: 323-1063 (246 amino acids)
Biological process (GO): negative regulation of amyloid precursor protein biosynthetic process
Cellular component (GO): Golgi apparatus; extracellular exosome; plasma membrane
Molecular function (GO): amyloid-beta binding
Source: RefSeq, a predicted model, not a curated record
UUCAGUGUAAAGCGAGGCGGCAAUAACUGGUUUCAGCGGCCAAUGUCAAACCAGCAAUAACAGCCAUCUAAAUUAAGCCGAGCAUCAUCUGUCUGUAUGGUCUGUAGCUUGAGGUUGGAGCCGAUCCUCCAGCUUCUGUUUGCCAUCUUAAUCCCCUCCAGCCACCGGGAGCGCUGCGUAAAGCCGAGGUUGCAAAGUGCGUCACAGCGCUGAGCUGCGGAGACCACACGGAGCCUGCAGUCCAGCACCGACCGUCUCCCACCGUCUUCUGUUUGCGCAAGGAAAAAAAACAGCCCCCCGAGCUGCCUGUUUCCUCUCCAGCAUGGUGAAGAUCGCUUUUAACUCGGCUCUGGCGCAGAAGGCGCUGGGCAAAGAGGUGCCAGCUGCGGUGAAGGAUCCGGAGCUGGCCUCUGCUCCAGCGGGCACUGAGGGCUCCACAGGUCGCUGUCUGCUCACCCUGCUGGGCAUCGCCUUCAUCCUCAGCGGGCUCAUCGUGGGGGGAGCUUGUCUCUAUCGAUACUUCACCCCAAAGAGGCUGUAUCACGGCGCGAUGCAGUUCAGCGACAUGUCGUCCGGAGGAGAGAGCCAGCCGUACUACCUGCCCCGGGUGGAGGAGGAGGUGGAGAUCUCCGACAGCAUGGCCGUCAUCAGCGUCCCGCCUCCCCGCUUCCGACCCGGAGACCCCGCUUACAUCCUCCACGACUUCAACAGGAAGCUGACGGCGUAUCUGGACCUGACUCUGAGGACCUGCUUCGUGAUUCCUCUGAACACCUCGGUGGUGCUUCCCCCUCAGGACCUCAUCGACCUCUUCUCACAGCUGAUGUCGGACUCCUAUCGCAGCUAUUUGGUGCACGAGGACCUGGUGGUGACGGAGCGCAUUGAUGAUAUCAAACCUCUGGGCUUCUACAUCCGCCGGCUGUGUGAUGGGAAGGAAACGUACAGAAUGCAGCGUCGCUCCACCCUGCCAGGUGGAGGCAUCCAGAAGCGCUCUGCAGAGGAAUGCUUCACCAUCCAUCACUUUGAGAACAAGUUUGUGACGGAGACCAAGAUCUGCAAGGCUUGAUGGGAAAGCAUAGGUCAGAGAGAGAGAGAGAGAGAGAGAGCGAGUGACAGAGUCGGUGGUGGUGGUGGUGGGUGACGGAGGGAACAACUUUCAGCAGAAAGUUACUUUUGUAUAAAACUGCAGUUUUUGCCUCCCUGCUUUAGUGUUAAGUGAAUUUAAGUUACAGUGUUAAAGCCUAGCCCCCCCCUACCCCCCUCCCAGCCCCUUUCCUCUGCUGUACAUCCCUGAACCUGUAUAGGCCAUAGCUCUCUUGCUCAAGUAUUCACUAGCUAGUCUUGUACUGAUGAGUCAGCCUGCUAACUUCACAUAUACUAAGUUUCAUUUAUGUUGGUUAUUGUUUCGUUGCCGUAGCUUCCUGCAGACUGAUCUUAUUGAUGUUUACUGUACUACAACAUCCAGCCACCUCCAGACGAGAAUUGUUAGUCAUUCUACUGAAUAUUCUAGUGAACCCGAGAAGUCCUUCAUAUCAGACUCGUCUUGUGUCGGCCUCCCGUCACCGCUCUUUGCAGGGUUUAUAGAGCAGCUUCGACAAGAUACGUUCUUGCGUGAUCAUAGCACAAGUCAGCAUGGAACCGCCUGGUACUGUACACAUGCUUGCCAUUGACUUUUACGGCUGAUAACGGAGAUGCACAAACCCCAGAGCUCCCAGUCACCACUUUUUGUAGAUACUUCCCAGCGUGCCCUGCUGCUCCCAGAGGCCUCCGCUGUCCCGAUGUGUGAUGAUUUCGUGUAACCGACGGUCUCGUACCUGAUGGUAAACAUUCCAGCAUAUGAGCAAUUUUUGUCUUUUGUGUCUAAACCUCAUUUGUGACUUGCAGAAUGAGCCACAGGAGUGAAUAAGCUAAAGGGAAAUUUCACCGAAUUUGACUUGAAAACACUUGAUUGUCUAGUUUGAGUUUGUGUUCUCAUGACAUGAGUUCACUUUUACUGAGACAGCCGUGAUCAAUAUUCUAAAUGUUACUCUAGGUGUCUGAAGAACACUGUGUUCAAAAUUGUCACAUGAACACCACGCGAGCCGUUGUUGAUUUGCUUCAAAGUUGUCCUUGAUUUUUGAAAUCCCGUAAGAAAAUAUGAAGAAAAAAAAAAACGAUAUCGUUUUUUUUUGCCAAAUAACUUCUAAGUCAUUUUCAGUGGUUUCCUACAUGAUGCCUGCACAGAAAGACAAUCAACAGGAAGUCUGCUUGUGAAGAUGGGUUUCUGUCUUAGCUUUUUAACCGAAUACUAGAAGAUUAGGAAAAAAAAAACAAACCUGUUGUGUGCAACUACUGAACUGAACUUCACUUUGUUGUUGAAUAAAGUUGCAUUUCUUUACCUACUGAA